AUGUCAUAUGGGUAUAGCGCGUUUCAAAACUUUGACAACGAACAGUUUCUACUGGCUUUGUCCCUAGAUGACAAGUUUGAGCAGGAAAGAGUCGAUGCAAGUAAGGGUAACGCUGUUUACAAUAGUAAUAAUGAUGAUGAUGAUUUUGAUGAUCCAAUGGAAAUUGAUGACUCUAAUGAGCUAAAUGAUAGCUGCAUAGAUACUCCUUUAGAAAGAGAAAAGCAAGACUUUUUAGAGAUUGAUAGAGAAAAUAUGUUUAUGCAAGACAAACCUGCUUUGAAUUCCAGUAUGUUUUCACUGUUAUCGCCUACUAUGCUAGGUGCAAGACUAGCAGUUCGCAAGCCGCUCCUUUUAUUGCCUCCUUCUCCAAAACUGAAGGAGCCAGAGAUAUUUUCAGAUGUCAAACAUCCCACUACCAGGAGGAAACUGUCUGUUGAUUAUGAAUUUGAUAUUAGUUCGUAUCAACCUGUAAAUAAAAGUGGGUCUUUCACGAAACGAAACACAAGCUCAAUAUAUAAUGUAGACAGCCUACAACGAUUUGUGCCAUCUCACGAUGAAGGGGCAAACUACUUUUCGAGCGCGUCGGGCUUACAAAAACAACAACAACAACAGCAGCAACAGCCGCAGACUGUUCACCACCAUCAUUACUAUUCAAACAAAGAUUACACGACGGAAGAUACUCUAUUGCUGCACUACAAACUGAGAUUGAAGAAAGAGAUUGAGGGACAAGAUAAAGAUUCACUGAGGAUGCAUCUACAAAAGAUAAGUCAAACUUGUCCGCAGACAUUUUCUGAUUUACAAUUAUCUCAAAGUGAUACAGUUACUUUACCUGCACCUUGGAAGUCUAACAUAAGCCCUAUUGAGAGAAUUCCCUAUAUUCUAUCUUCUUAUUUGCAAUUUGUCAUUAACUUUAUUCUAUCAUUAUACAUGUUGUAUCUAUUGAUGUACAUAUUCACCUCCAUAAGGUCAGACAUCAACCACAAACUACAAGAACAAAGAGCCAACAUUCUUUCACAAAUAGAAUCUUGUAAGCAAUUGUAUUAUGAAAACAAAUGUGAUGAUCCCGAUUUCAUGUAUUUGCCAUUGAUGGGGAAAAAAUGCCAACAAUUACAAAAAUGUAUGAAUCAAAAUCCCAAUUCUAUAGGAAACUUGUCGGUUAUAAACGCUCAAAUAAUCGGGAUGGUAUUGAAUUCGCUAAUUGAACCUUUAAGUUUCAAAUUUUUUAUAUUUGUUUUAUGGUGUGGAUUUGUAAUUUUUGGAUGUAAUUUUUUCUUUGGUUAUGUGAGAGCAAAAACCUACUAUGGAGAAAGGCUUUUAGACAAAAGAACAAUUUGA
This is a messenger RNA of Lodderomyces oxycetoniae, 1335 nucleotides long. RefSeq lists its product as uncharacterized. Gene Ontology annotation, biological process: lipid homeostasis; nuclear envelope organization. Lineage: Eukaryota; Fungi; Ascomycota; Pichiomycetes; Serinales; Debaryomycetaceae. Gene Ontology annotation, cellular component: nuclear membrane; nuclear envelope. Bases 1 to 1335 code for a protein of 444 amino acids. The transcript has a single exon. The record is from RefSeq and is a predicted model, not a curated record.